GCGCCGCGCGGGGCCGGGCAGGGCGUGGGCGGCCAUGAGCACGGACGACCUGAUCGAGACCUUCAGGGCGCAGCUGAGGGACGACCCCGACGUCGCCUCGGCGGUGGCCGCCAUCCGCGCGCUGCUGGGCUUCCUCCGGCGGGACCGAGGAGAAACCAUCCAGGGCCUGCGGAGCAGCCUGCGCGAUGCCAUCGAUACGCUGUCGCGGGUGGACUCGUCGGUGGCCGUCAACUCCGGCGGGGAGCUCUUCCUGCGCUUCAUCAGCCUCACCUCGCUGGAGUACUCGGACUACUCCAAGUGCAAAGAAAUCAUGAUCGAGCGCGGGGAGAUCUUCCUCAGGAAGGUGUCUCUCUCGAGGAACAAAAUCGCCAAGCUGUGCCAUCCCUUCAUCAAAGAUGGAGCCAGGAUUUUGACACAUGCCUACUCAAGAGUGGUCCUCAGAGUGCUAGAAGCAGCUGUUGAGUCAAAGAAGCGAUUCAGCGUUUAUGUUACUGAAUCACAGCCAGACCAAGCAGGGCAAAAAAUGGCAAAGGCCCUGAGGAAACUGAACAUUCCUGUGACUGUGAUAUUGGAUGCUGCAGUUGGCUACAUUAUGGAGAAAGUGGACCUGGUCUUAGUUGGUGCUGAAGGUGUAGUUGAAAGUGGAGGCAUUAUUAACAAGAUUGGCACCAAUCAGAUUGCUGUGUGUGCCAAAGCUCAGAAUAAGCCAUUUUAUGUGGUAGCAGAAAGUUUCAAGUUUGUAAGACUUUUCCCCCUCAACCAGCAGGAUGUCCCAGAUAAGUUUAAGUACAAAGCAGACACUCUGAAAACAAGUCAGAAUCUAACAGAGGAACAUCCCUGGAUUGACUACACAUCACCAUCACUCAUUACAUUACUGUUUACAGACCUCGGUGUGUUAACUCCAUCAGCUGUCAGUGAUGAACUCAUUAAGCUCUAUCUGUAACAUGAGGACAUGCUGUGCAAUGUACCAUCUUUGAUGACUUCACAGCUGUAAGAGCCUGGCAGGUGAUGAAGUGGGCUGGACGUGGUAAGGAGACAGCAUUACAAGGAUUCAUGUCAUUACUGGCCUUCUUCAGCUUAAGGCAUUACCUGGGGGUGGAUCGAUGUUCAGAAACGAAAAAUCCAAGUUGCUACAGCUUCUGAAUACCUUCAAUGAAUUUUCUGAAAGAUGGGCCAAGUACUGCAGUACUGAAAAAUAAAGUAACUUAUGGUGUUUGCAGCCUCAUUCGGAGCUGUGCUGUCACUCACUGAUCUGUGAACAAAAAAAAACCCUGAAAUAAAUGCUCCAAAAGAAAGCUGUAGCUCCAGCCAAAUCAUACAAGGGCAGUGCUUUUAGCUUUGUUCUUAACUGUGCUUAUGGAAACCAGGUUUCUUUACGAAGAAAUUAAAUCUGUUCUGUUCUCUGCAUCAUUAUUUUGUUAUAAAAAUACAGUUUUAUUGAAACAAGGAGUAUCUUAAUGUAAAAGUCCAGUUGGAAUAAACGUCAACCUUCAGUCUCA
Molecule: messenger RNA, 1499 nt
Organism: Lagopus leucura (white-tailed ptarmigan)
Lineage: Eukaryota; Metazoa; Chordata; Aves; Galliformes; Phasianidae
Gene: EIF2B1
Product: eukaryotic translation initiation factor 2B subunit alpha
Exons: 9
Coding region: 35-943 (302 amino acids)
Biological process (GO): translational initiation
Cellular component (GO): eukaryotic translation initiation factor 2B complex
Molecular function (GO): translation initiation factor activity; guanyl-nucleotide exchange factor activity
Source: RefSeq, a predicted model, not a curated record